Molecule: messenger RNA, 876 nt
Organism: Schizophyllum commune H4-8
Lineage: Eukaryota; Fungi; Basidiomycota; Agaricomycetes; Agaricales; Schizophyllaceae
Product: alpha/beta-hydrolase
Exons: 6
Coding region: 1-876 (291 amino acids)
Biological process (GO): lipid metabolic process
Source: RefSeq, a predicted model, not a curated record
AUGCUGUCGCUCCUUGCUGCCUUCUCACUUCCGCUCCUUGUCGCCGCUGGACCCGCGCCAGCGCGCCGCGAGACGACCAAGCUAACCCAGGAUGAGAUCGACGGGUUCACCCCGUUCGCGCAGUAUGCACUUUCGGCCUAUUGCCACGAUGGUAUCGAUACCUGGGCUUGCGGAGCGUCCUGCGAGGCCAACAGCGACUUCGAGCUCUCUGUCACCGGCGGUGACGGCAGCGAGGUUCAGUACUACUACAUCGGCUUCUCGCCCUCGCUCAAUUCGAUCAUCGUCGCCCACGAGGGCACUAAUCCAACGAAGUUGGAGGCCGACCUCACCGACGUGAACCUCGUCCAAGACUCCGUCAACGCGACGCUCUUCCCCGACAUCGACUCCGCGGCGCAGGUGCACACCGGCUUCCGCGACGUGCAAGCCGCCACCGCGGACGCCGUCCUCGCGGCCGUGCGUGACCUCCUAUCCUCGAAGGACACGAAGACUAUCACGACUGUUGGCCACUCGCUCGGCGGCGCGCUCGCGGAGCUGGACUCAGUCUUCCUCAAGCUGAACAACCCCGACGCGACCGUCAAUGUUGUCACCUUUGGCAAGCCGCGCGUGGGCAAUGCGGCGUGGGCAGAGGUCGUGGACUCGACGGUCGACUCCUUUAAGCGCGUCGACAACAAGCACGACCUGAUUCCCAUCCUUCCCGGGCGUGGACUCGGUUCGGCGCACCCCGAGGGCGAGAUCCACAUCGUCGACGAUGCCACCUGGGUGAAGUGCCCUGACAACGACGAUGCCGACGAUGAAGACUGCACGAUUAAGACCGUGCCUAAUGUAUUCGACGGCGACAUUGGUGACCAUGUAAGCUCAUGUUCCUCCUCCCUGUAA